AUUUGUCUAAACCAACUGGGGACAAACAAAGCAACCCAAUAUAAUAUUAGUAAUGAACACUCUUAACUUCUGGAAGUCUCAACUAGCAAUGCCCAAAAAUUAUAAUACUACUAUCAUUUUAGCUGCAAAUUGGAGAAUAUCAUUAAUUUCUCAAUGGUACUGAUAGUUCCAUUCACAGUUAUGUUGCAGUUUAUUCCAUAAUUUAUGGAUCUCAUCUUAUAUUUUAUAAAGUUGCUGAGCUCUUCAACAAUUUGCUCUUUUAUUGAUUUCUUAGGAUAAAGUAUUUUGAACUUCCAUGAAUAAAAUUGUUGGUAACCCCAUAGAUACUGGGCAAUAUUAAGAAAAUAAAGCGUUGGGUUAAGUGGUUUACAAAAAAAAAUAAAAAUGGAGAGUGUGUUGAGAGAAGGAAGGUCUCUUGCAGAGACUCCAACAUGGUCUGUAGCAACAGUUACCUCAGUUAUGGUUUUUGUUUGCUUUCUAGUAGAAAGGUCCAUUUAUUGGUUUGGCAAGUGGUUGAAGAAGACUAGGAGGAAAGCUUUAUUUGCUUCACUAGAGAAGAUUAAGGAAGAACUUAUGUUACUGGGUCUAAUAUCCUUGUUGCUGGGCCAAUGGGCCAGAUGGAUUUCUGAGAUAUGUGUUGAUUCAUCUCUUUUUAACAGUCGAUUCUACACUUGUUCUGAGGAAGAUUUUACUUCCCAUGAGAAAUUUGUGAUUAGAGAGUCUCUGCCCUUUUCAAACGAGACUGAUAUACCUCCAAAGGGAUUAUUCACUUCUGUUUCUCAUCGAUGUCCUCGUGGGCGCGAACCUUUUGUAUCUUAUGAAGGUCUUGAGCAGCUUCACCGGUUCUUAUUUGUGCUUGGUAUCACGCAUGUCCUGUAUAGUUGUCUUGCUGUUGGUCUGGCUAUGAUAAAGAUAUACAGCUGGAGAAAAUGGGAAUACCAGGCAAUUGACCAAGUAGGCGAUGAAAAUUUGCAAGCAAAGAGGAACAAGGUGAUGAGGCGACAAACUACCUUUGCUUUCCAUCAUGCAUCACACCCUUGGAGCAGAAACCGGGUUCUAAUUUGGAUGCUGUGUUUUCUUCGACAGUUCAAGAGUUCCAUACAAAAGUCAGAUUAUUUGGCAUUGCGUUUGGGUUUCAUAACGAAUCACAAACUGCCACUGUCCUAUAACUUCCACAAAUACAUGGUUAGGAGCAUGGAAGAUGAAUUUCAUGCGAUAGUGGGAAUCAGUUGGCCACUAUGGGGUUAUGCAAUAUUAUGCAUCUUACUCAAUGUUCAUGGGCUAAAUAUUUACUUUUGGCUUUCAUUCAUCCCUGUAAUUCUUGUCAUGCUGGUUGGUACAAAACUUGAGCAUGUCGUCUCUCUUUUAGCACUGGAGAUUGCAGAACCAGCCGGUAGAUCUACCAGGACUCAAGUAAAGCCACGUGAUGAGCUCUUCUGGUUUGGGAAGCCAGAAAUGAUCUUAUGGUUGAUUCAAUUUGUUUCAUUCCAGAAUGCUUUUGAAAUGGCAACAUUUAUCUGGUCCUUGUGGGGAUUUGAGCAGAGGUCUUGCUUUAUGAAGAACCAUGCAAUGGUGAUCAUUCGUUUGACUUCAGGAGUUCUCAUUCAAUUCUGGUGCAGCUACAGUACUGUCCCUCUUAGUGUCAUCAUAACGCAGAUGGGAUCAAAGUGCAAGAAAGCCUUGGUUACAGAAAGUGUGAGAGAGUCCCUGCAUAGUUGGUGUAAGAGAGUAAAGGAGAAGUCAAAACGCUCACUUGCAGCAAGGUCAGUUUGCUCAAUUGACGAGAUAGAUGAAGUAACCACAGUCGCAUCCCUCACUCUAUCACGGAGCUCAUCAGUUGCUUCUUUGGAUGAGGUCAAAGUAACAAAUGUCGGACACGCAGGAGAAGAUAUACUACAAAAUUCCAUUUCAGUCGCCGAUGACUUUUCCUUCCGUAUGUCGGAGUAUAUUUCUCAAUCAGCUGAAAAUACAUUUCCAGAUACACCUGAUCAUGAUCCUGUUAGAAAUGAAGAAGAAGAAGGAAAGUUUGAGACCCUCGCAGAUUUGUUACAAAAAACCUGAAUUUUGGAGACUUGGUUAACUAAUACAUGUAAUAAUUGGUCAUGUAAAUCUUGUUGCUACUUUGACAAAUAAAAAUAUUUUAACGACAA
Beta vulgaris subsp. vulgaris (sugar beet) is the source of this 2150-nucleotide messenger RNA. Its product is annotated as MLO-like protein 4. NCBI's taxonomy places the organism in Eukaryota, Viridiplantae, Streptophyta, Magnoliopsida, Caryophyllales, Amaranthaceae. The transcript is spliced from 15 exons. Gene Ontology annotation, biological process: defense response. The record is from RefSeq and is a predicted model, not a curated record. The coding region runs from base 385 to 2061 and encodes 558 amino acids. Gene Ontology annotation, cellular component: membrane.